This is a messenger RNA of Serinus canaria (Common canary), 2637 nucleotides long. It is a transcript of the gene CEP41, whose product is annotated as centrosomal protein 41. Gene Ontology annotation, biological process: protein polyglutamylation; cilium assembly. Gene Ontology annotation, cellular component: ciliary basal body. The coding region runs from base 62 to 1171 and encodes 369 amino acids. The record is from RefSeq and is a predicted model, not a curated record. The transcript has 11 exons. NCBI's taxonomy places the organism in Eukaryota, Metazoa, Chordata, Aves, Passeriformes, Fringillidae.
GAGGCGGGAGCGCGGCCGCGCGUGAGGGACGGGCGGAGCGGGCCGGCGGCCGUGAGGGGAGAUGUCGGCUCGGGGCGGGUUCGGCGACCCCCAGCUUCUAACCCGGCGCAUCCCCUCGAAUCCCAGGUACCAACAUAUAAAAUCUCGUCUGGACACUGGAAAUAGCUUGUCGAAAUACAUGGAAAAAUUGGAAGAGAUCAAAAGAAAUUACAGGUAUAAAAAGGAUGAGCUGUUUAAGAGGCUGAAGGUGACAACUUUUGCUCAAUUGGUUCUCCAGGUGGCCUCUCUGUCCAAUGAAACCCUUGAAGUGACAGACGAGGAGCUGCACAAGCUGCAAGAUGCUGGUGCUGCAGGUGACGAUGCAGCGGGGACAAACAGCCAGGGGAGCCCUGAGGGGACACCCAGCCCUGUCCUGUUCCUGAACAACUCAGGAGCCGGGGAAUCCCUUCGCUCCACGCUGCAGAGUGUGAUCAGUGGGGUUGGGGAGCUGGACGUGGAGAAGGAUUCUCCCAAGAAGGAGGACCAGGACAGCCAGGCCGAGGAGAGGCCCUACCCCGACUGCCCGUUCCUGCUGCUGGACGUGCGGGACCGCGAGGCCUACGAGCAGUGCCACAUCGUGGGAGCCUAUUCCUACCCCAUUGCAACGUUGUCCAGAACCAUGAAUCCCUAUACAAAUAAUAUUCUGGAAUAUAAAAACGCCCAUGGCAAAAUCAUCAUCGUGUACGACAACGACGAGCGCUUGGCCAGCCAGGCAGCCACCACCAUGUGUGAGAGGGGCUUCGAGAACCUCUUCAUGUUAUCUGGGGGCCUCAAGGUCCUUGCCCAGAAGAUCCCAGAGGGGCUGAUCACCGGCACGCUCCCCGUGUCCUGCCAGGUGGCAGCUCCCACAGGAACUGCCCGGAGGAGAACGACCCCCAGGGUGCCACCCACACCUGCAGAGAACAAGUGGAGGUUUUCUGCUGAUGACCUGCAGAAGUUGAGGCAUUACCUGGCUGAGGAGCAGAUUCCUUCAGAUGCUGCCAGCCGCCUUACCCGGGGUCUUUCAGGCCACGAUUCCAAGCUCUCAUCCGUGAGGAGCAACCCCAGCCUGCACAGCACUGCUCGCAGCUUGGGGUCUCUGAGCAGCCGCUCCCACAGCAGGACCAGCAUCCAGAACAGGCCCUGGAAAUAAGGAGGAUCCAGGUUUUGGGAAUCCUGAGCAGUGCAGCUCGUUUGUGGUUUUAGGAAUCGGCAGGGAAAAGCAGCCCUGGUGAGAACUGGCAGCUCGGGUGAGGCUGGGCAGCUGGAAUGAUGUUUCCUAGAAGCAGGAAUGGCAUCACUUGGGGUGCAGGGCAGGACAGAGGUGAUAGAACUGGUUUUGUAGGGGAGGGAGAAAACUGCUAGUAAAGGCUGGCACCAGUAGAAACUGUUCCAAAAAGUUUUUAGUCCAGCUGAAGGAAUUUGUGUCUGUAACAUUCCCGGGCCAUGCCUGGAGCUGUGAGGGUGAACAGGCCAGGAAUCAUCUGUGAGCACAAACUUUGGUGGUUUUAGCAGAGAUAAAGCCAUUCAGCAACUUGCCAAAAGUGAGAGAAGAUCCUGGAAGGGUUGUUUCUUGGUUUUUUAAAUAAAUUAUGAUAACAAACAGAAGUAAUUAUAAUAAAGAUGGUUUUUAUUGCUCAGUAGGUGCUGUGACAAUCGUGCUUGCUCGUGGACACUUUGUGAACAGUUGUGUCUUUUUCAAGGUGACCUGGAGGAGAAUAACUGGAUUUUUUUUUCCCAAUGACUCCUUUGCCAGUGGUUUUUUAGGAGUUUCUUUAAGGUUUAGGAUGGCUGAAGGAAAAUUUGCUGCUGCUGCCUCACCAGGGUCCCUAAAACCCAGCAGGGCCCUGGAAUCAGGAACUGAACAGUUGGAAAAUGAGUAGCAUACUUUUCCUCAAAUUGGUGCUUCUCGAAAACCUGGAAUCCUCUGAUUUUCCUGAGCUGCCUAUGGGACACUUUGGAAGUGACUUUGGAAGGAUUCUGCUCUCCAGCUUUUCCAUCUGGUAUUGCUGAGCCUGGUCCCGCUUUGGUUAUCGUGGUCUUGUGGGGUUUGUGUGUAUUUUUGGAUUCAGUGGUGUUUCCCCCUUUUUGAAGCAGACAAUUUUCAACACAUCCCAAAACUCACUGGUGAUGUUGGGAUAAUUCUGAUGAAAGGACAAAAAGUAGGAGAAAUGGCACAUAAUUUCCUGUUUGGGAGAUUAGGACUCAACAUCCCUGGGCACAUUUAUCUUUUAUUGUGACUGUGAGUGUGAAGUCAGACAGUGCCUCUUGCAGGACUGGCAGGUUCAGUCUGAUAAGGUCCUGCAAUUUCUCCAGCUCCACGAGCUCUUGGCAAUGUCAUUGCAUUGGCUAAAAUCCUGAUUUUGCUGUCCAGCUGUGGGAGACAGAUCCAGAAUCCCUGGCUGCUCUGUGCUGCAUGAAAACCUCCUGGUGAAACUGUUGGAUAAAACUGGCUUGAGUUGUUUGUGAUCCUCCAAAUCCAAGGAGUCAAAGCAAGGACUGAAUGUACUUUCCCACCAUCUCGAUGGAUUUGUGUGGAUUUGGACUCUUGGUGUUGUUUGGAGCAGAGUCAAACUCCGUAGAGGCUGAGAGGUUUAAUUUAAUAAAAUGUAAACUACA